This is a messenger RNA of Cuscuta campestris, 1782 nucleotides long. The record is from the annotation of a GenBank genome assembly. NCBI's taxonomy places the organism in Eukaryota, Viridiplantae, Streptophyta, Magnoliopsida, Solanales, Convolvulaceae.
CGACCCAGGUAGUUUUGGAUUGACCCAAUAUGUAAUUAACUGGUGUAAAUGGAGAUGUUCAUCAUCAUGAAGGGGGUUGGCACGACCAAGUGUUAUUAGUUUAUCCUUCAUCUUUUUGGCUGGCAAGGAAGUUCUUAUCGGAGCGACGUAUAGUGACUUGGCCCACUGCUUCCUUUCACUUGUUGAAUCUCACCGUUCUCCAGUUCCAAAAACUAGCCGAAAAUUUAUAUAUGAGCCUUUCAAUUGAGAAGCAAACGUAACCGAGCGUUAUUAUUUAGAUCUGGAGGGGAUUUCUACGAUUUUUCUAGAUCUAAUUGGCGAAGGCUUCUUUGAAGUGUAACUACUUUCCAAAAAUGAAAGGAGUGUCAUCCACCUCCACACAUAUCGAAAUGCUUAAGAGGAAUGCCAAUAUUAAGAAGCUGCAGAAGAGGUCUUCUCCUCCCAAGAAAACCAAAGUGGUGGCUAAGGUGGCUAAAAGUGGAGUUGUUAAGAGGGAGUAUGCGGGCGUUGACAAUAAUUCGCCGGCAAUGAGGAGAGCACGAGAACUCCAAGCAAACCUUCCACCUGAAUUUCCUAGUCUGGUGAAGUUCAUGCUGCACUCUCACGUUACCGGCGGGUUUUGGCUGGGGCUUCCAAGACCCUUUUGUACCUCCCAUUUGCCAAAGCAUGAUGGUGGUGUUGUUUUGGUGGAUGGAGAUGACAAAGAAUGGGAGACGAAGUACCUGGUCAAAAAGAACGGUCUGAGUGCAGGAUGGAGGGGGUUCUCCAUAGCCCACAACUUGGUUUCCGGGGACGUCUUAGUUUUUCAGCUCUUGGAGCCUUGCAAGUUCAAGGUGUACAUUGUGAGGGAAAAUGCCUCAACUGAUAUUGAUUUCGCCGCCAUCAGUCUUUUGAAUUUAAGUCAUCAACCACUCUCUAUCGAAACCCAGGCAUGUUUGGAACAAAGAGGAGGAGGGGGAGAGGGGAUUGAAGACAGAGUGGUGUCAAUGUCAGAGCAUGGCCCUCCGGCGUCCCACUUGUCUGCCAACAGCUGUGACGAAGACGACAUUGGUGGCCUCAGAUUAGCCGACUCUGCUCUGGACUUCUCCCAAGUGAAAGACUUUGAGAGCUUCCACGUAUUCGCCAAUGGCUUGAUCAUAGACUCCGAGAUCCCCAGAGACCUUAGGGCCAAGUACUAUCGGCUCUGCGCCGCGCACAAGUCCUACCUCCACCAGAACCUCAUACAAGGGCUGAACUACAAGCUCAUCGCGGGCAUCAUCUCAGAGACCGUGAACAUUGCAGAUGCCAUUAGCACAUCUUCUUCCAAGCUAACAUCAGAAACAACAAUGGAGGCUUGGGACACGACUCUGAGGGGCUUCGAGUGUCUGGGCAUGAGAGUUGAGUUUUUGCGUGACCGGCUGAGAAAGCUCAUCAACCUGCUGUCUGCUUCCUCUGGGGCUGCCGCAACCAAGAGAAGGGAACAGCGCGCUGCUGCGAAAGCAGAGCUGAAGGAUCUCAGAAGAAGGAUAUCUGGUUUGGACGAAGAGAUUGAGCUUUAUGGUGAUAUUGGUAGAGUGGAGAUGAUGUUCAAAGAUGUGGCAACUGCUCCAUGGUGAUGUGUUUCUUGGUGUAUUUUUUUGUUAGGAAAAAAGAAACACAGCAUAUGAUAGUGCAUGGAAAGUGUGUAUACUUCCCUGUAUCCUGUUAGGUUUUUGUACAUAUGUUUUGUAACUAUUAGUGUGUGUGAGUGUGCCAUUUUGCAGUGGAGAAGGGCAGAUCAUAUGGGCACUCUUUUUACCAUAA